AAAAGAAAGUCGGGAAGUGGGAGCAUGUAAAAUAAAUCUCCAGGAAGAGCGAGUGGCGUCCGGCAUUGCGGCUCCGAUAAGUAACACCAUGGAGAGAGAUAUUGACUCGGUGGAUCAACAUGUCCAUCCAUGCAGCUUUUGGGACCCACCCUGAGGAGGACCUGCUUCAGCACUGAACCUGAGAACGCGAUGGAGAUAUUAUUGUAGACGCAGGACCCGAGGGUCCGACUGGAUGCAACAUGGAGAACGGCACCAAACUUGACAGUCCCACUAACAUCUCCUUGGCCAACAAGGACGUCGUUUCCACCAUGAUCGAGUACAAAGCCAUCUCUGUGUUUCUUGUCCUGUUGAUUUGUGGCGUUGGUAUAAUCGGGAACAUUAUGGUGGUCCUGGUGGUCUUCAUAACUCGGGACAUGAGAACCCCCACCAACUGUUAUUUGGUCAGCCUGGCGGUGGCUGACCUGAUGGUCCUGGUGGCAGCUGGACUGCCCAAUGUAUCAGACAGCCUGGCGGGAACAUGGAUAUACGGGCACGCGGGAUGUCUCGGGAUAACCUACUUCCAGUAUUUAGGGAUCAACGCCUCCUCCUGCUCCAUCACGGCCUUCACCGUUGAAAGGUACAUUGCCAUUUGCCACCCUAUGAAGGCGCAGACAGUGUGCACCGUGUCCCGCGCCAAGCGCAUCAUCGCCGUGGUCUGGUUCUUUACCUGCAUUUAUUGCAUGCUGUGGUUCUUCCUCGUGGACAUUCAAGUGAACAGGAACCAGCAUGUGGAAUGCGGCUACAAAGUCUCCCGCAACCUCUACCUGCCCAUUUACUUCACCGACUUUGCUAUCUUUUACGUGAUCCCGCUGUUCGUGGCCACCAUCUUGUAUGGGCUGAUUGGUCGGAUCUUGUUCCUCGGUCCAAUCCCCAGUCACCCUGAGAGCGGCACGGAGAGAUGGAGGGAGAAGAGCAGCAAGGAAAAAAACGGGGCCGAAUCCGACAGCAGCAGGAUGAAUAACCGCAAUCGACCUAAGGGGGCGCUAUCCUCCAGGAAACAGGUUACCAAGAUGUUGGCGGUGGUGGUCGUUCUUGCUCUUCUCUGGAUGCCCUAUCGGACUUUAGUUCUAGUGAACUCUUUUGUGGAGAAUCCAUACUUGGACCCCUGGUUCCUUCUGUUCUGUCGCAUCUGUGUUUAUGCCAACAGUGCCAUCAACCCUGUCAUCUACAACCUCAUGUCUCAGAAGUUCCGCACAGCUUUCAAAAGGUUGUGUAAGUGUGGCCAGGUGGAGACCCAGAGGAGAAACACGUACAUGGCCACCACCAACUACAGCAUGGUUAGGGAUCCCAGCAAUGCCAGGCCUGAGAAGAAGGAAAUGCCACCACAAGAGAACCCAACCAUUGUACCCAAACAAUCCGACAAGCCGAAGGUGGAAGGGGAAUUAUAUUACAGCGUUGUCUAAACUCACCGUUCGCUCUAAGCUCCUUACUACCAGCAAAGGUGAAGAUCUACUGUAGGUACAAAAAAGCCACUGGUGACUAUAGAACCUCAGGGGCGGGGACUCUCAGAGCAGACAAGAAGAGCCCCCUGAGAGUCCUGACAUUGUGUGCAGCCCAUCUUCAUGUGAAAGAACAUUGUCAUAGUGACACAAACAUGGCUUCAAUAUUACCUUGCUUCAGAGCUGUAGAUUUAGGUCUUAAAAUGGGCCCUGUGUGGCCCCAGGUCCCUUCUACUGCCUCUGUUACCAUAUCUAUAGCUCUUUGGCCUCUGAGAGUUGUGGCAUGAUGGGGCAGUGGUGUUUCUGUAGGUACAUUACAGUGAGUGAGCCACCACGGACGCUCCCUCAAACACCUGCAGAAGAUGGGGCCCUUACUGAUUUUAUUAUAGGGCCCGACCUCUUCACUGUAUGUUCUUGGUGACCAACAUUUUGCAUCCUCUGACUGGUUUCUAUGGUCUGAUCUUUAUAUGAAAUGUUUGGUUGUGUAAGUGUCUAUGAGAGUCCUUAUAUUCCUUAUAUUCAAGAACAUAAUGGUGCAAAUCUCCAUAGAUCGAGAGAGGGGAGGUCUGCCCAUGUCCCCAUCUAUGAAGAGCUGUUGUAGUUAUAUGCCACAUGUGAUCCCUCCCAGCCUUUCUGAUUGGCUGAAGAGGGUGCACAGAGGGAGGGGCUUGUGGGACAAGUCAUUUUUCCAGCCCCUGAGGGGCACUUUGCGAGGGAUUUCAGUGGGUGCACCCUCCAUUUUAGAUAUGAAGGACUGGCAGUCCCAAUGCUGGCGACGGGUCUGGCAGUUUCAUGUGGGCAGAGUUAUCUUCAUGCCUUGGUUUUUGCCCCCCUGGGUAUAUUGUUUUGCUAUUUCCACUUAAUAUAUCAGAGCUCGGAGCUGAUGCCGAGACCUGGAAGAAGCCUUGAUGUUUUAUCCAUAGAUUUUUCCUGCUCAGCACAUGGAUCUCUGCUCUUCUUAUGGUUUGUGGGAGAAGAAAUGAGAAAUGAACAAUUGAAAGGGUUCGAUGACUCUGCGGCUGCUGCUUCAGUUCUCUGAUGUAAAUGACGAUGGAAAUCCGCACCAGCAGUGAGGCGCUGGACUGCCCGAGGA
Bufo bufo (common toad) is the source of this 2571-nucleotide messenger RNA. RefSeq names its product thyrotropin-releasing hormone receptor-like. Lineage: Eukaryota; Metazoa; Chordata; Amphibia; Anura; Bufonidae. Gene Ontology annotation, molecular function: thyrotropin-releasing hormone receptor activity. Gene Ontology annotation, biological process: phospholipase C-activating G protein-coupled receptor signaling pathway. Gene Ontology annotation, cellular component: membrane. The record is from RefSeq and is a predicted model, not a curated record.